Molecule: messenger RNA, 1014 nt
Organism: Prunus armeniaca (apricot)
Lineage: Eukaryota; Viridiplantae; Streptophyta; Magnoliopsida; Rosales; Rosaceae
Source: the annotation of a GenBank genome assembly
AUGGAUGAUAAUGAUUUAGGCGAUUUUGGAUCCGAUCCUUAUGAGUUCGCCGAUGUGAUUGGCGAUGGAGAUCAACCCUUGUACCCUGGUUGUAGUAAGUACACCAAGUUGUCCGCAUUAGUGAAGUUAUAUAAUUUGAAGGCAAAACAUGAGAUGAGUGAUGUUUAUUUUACAGAAUUGUUGAUACUUCAAGGAGAAUUGCUUCCAAAAGGAAAUACAAUACCUUCUUCUAUGUAUGAGGCAAAAAAGACUUUGUUUGCAUUGGGGCUGAGUUAUGAGAAAAUCCACGCAUGCCCCAAUGAUUGCAUCUUGUAUAGGAAGGAGUAUGAACAUUCAACUCAUUGUCCUACUUGUGGAAUCUCAAGAUGGAAGGAGGGCAAAGAUUCAAUCUUGAAAGAGUGUGUCCUAACAAAGGUAGUGUGGUAUUUUCCACCAAUUCCAAGAUUUAAAAUGAUAUUUCAAUCACGUAAGACAACCAAGAGUUUAACUUGGCAUGCUGAUAGAAAAGCAAUUGAAGGUCAGAUGUCUCAUCCAGCUGAUUCUCCCUCUUGGAAACUCAUUGAUGAUAAAUGGCCCAAGUUUGGUAAUGAGCCGAGAAACUUGAGAUUGGCUCUCUCAUCUGAUGGAUUCAAUCCCCACAGUUCUCUAAGACUGUAUGAUGCUCACAUAGGAGAAUACUUUACACUCAGAGCUGCAUUACUGUGGACAAGUAAUGAUUUUCCCGCUUAUGGAAACUUAUCUAGUUGUAUCGUAAAAGGAUAUAAAGCUUAUCCAAUAUGCGGUGAUGAUACACCUAGUCACAGGUUGAAAAAUGGCCACAAAAUAUGUUACAUCAGGCAUAGAAAAUGGUUACCAAUAUAUCAUCCAUAUUGGAGGCAACGUGCAGCUUUUAAUGAGAAACCUGAAUAUGACAUGCCUCCAAAGCCAUUAACCGGAGAAGAAGCGUUACAAAUGGUUGAAGGUUACAUUGCUGAGCGGUAUAUAGCUGAAGAAGCUGUAGAGUUUUACACCUAG